This is a messenger RNA of Callithrix jacchus (white-tufted-ear marmoset), 2018 nucleotides long. RefSeq names its product lysozyme g2 (gene LYG2). Gene Ontology annotation, cellular component: extracellular region. Gene Ontology annotation, molecular function: lysozyme activity. Lineage: Eukaryota; Metazoa; Chordata; Mammalia; Primates; Cebidae. Gene Ontology annotation, biological process: peptidoglycan catabolic process; defense response to Gram-positive bacterium. The record is from RefSeq and is a predicted model, not a curated record.
UGCAGCAUCCUGACAUUAAGACCCCCAUACCUAGAAGGACUCGUAGCCCCACUAACUGAGAGCAGAAAGAUAAGUAUUCUUCACAUUCAACAGUGCUUUAAAUGUUUUAUUAACACUUUCUUCCUCCACUACCUGUAGGAACAGCCCCAGCCUCCACCUACUUUCUUUUACCUAACUUAAAAUUCUUUCUUAACUUCUUCUUAAUCUCCCUUUCUUGAACCUUCUUAUUGCACUUAGCCUGGAAGCCUCAGGGAAGUGGCUCUGCUCACCCUGUAGUGAAGUGGGUUAUGGGCACAGUGUCGCUGGUGAUAGUCUGUGUGUUUCUAAGGCCUGCCUCAGGGCAGUUGGACUCCUGCAAUAUCCCUUAGUCAGGAGCGGUUCUGACUGCAGUGUUGAUGGUGGUGGAGCAGACCCUCCAUGGGGUCACUUUUCUGAGAGUCAAGCAGGAAUCAUCCAUUGGCUCAGAACAACCCUGCCCCUCUUCCAGGGAUGGAAGGCUAGAGGCCGUGCCAGGGCAGUCUGUUCUACAAGCAGGAAGGCAGGCAGGGCAGAAGUGAAUGCCAGUGGACUGUGCAGACCUCAGCUUGGGGAGGGCAUGUUCUCCUUGGAGUGGAGGUUGUUUCAUUGCCAGGGAGCUGGAAAGUUGCCUGUGGCUUUGUCUUCCCAUUUCCCGUACAGCUGUCUUGCACCUUUCUUCAUUUGGUGGAUGUGGGGGAGGAUUGCAUGCAGUCUGAGAAACUUGCUACGCUUAUGGAAGGACCCAGACCAGACUUCUCCCUCCUCUCAGGGCAAUGUACUUUGCCUGUUUCAAGAACGUCCUUUCCAUUUCCUGUUCCUGGGGCUGCACAAUGCGCUUCCUCUCUUCCUCUGGACAUAAGCCUGAAGAAAGAUAUUCUCUCCUAGAAGUUUUUAUCCCGGGCUGAAUCCUUUUUUUCCAUAUCCUUUGCAAUUGGAUCUCCCAGAGCAGGAGGCCACACUUGCACCUAUUUGUCAGAAGUGGGAUUGGAGUAAGGAGCCAAGUUCAACUAUCAUGACCAUGUGACAUAGUGGUGUGCGAUCAUGUGACAUAUUGGUAUGGGGAUCAUGUGACAUUGGAAUGGGGAACAAACAGCAGGAGACUCAGCAUUUCAGGACAAAGGCCACCGCUUUGUGAAAGCUUGAAGUGCAGUUUGCUGCUGAGUACAGAAGACCUUUGCAGACAGAGAGGGGGGAUUUUCUCUGUAAGGUUGCAAACAAGGUCCUGGAAGAUAAGAUUCCCACCAUGCUAACUUCUGUGGUGUUCUGGGGACUAAUUGCCCUCAUUGGCACUUCCAGGGGCUCGUACGCCUUCACUCACUCAAUGAACCCUCACCUACAUCCGCGCCUAUACCACGGCUGCUACGGGGACAUCAUGACCAUGAAGACUUCUGGAGCCACCUGUGAUGCAAACAGUGCGAUGAACUGUGGGAUCCGUGGUUCCGAAAUGUUUGCUGAGAUGGAUUUGAGGGACAUAAAACCUUACCAGACUCUGAUCAAAGAAGUCGGGCAGAAACAUUGUGUGGACCCUGCUAUCAUCGCAGCCAUUAUCUCCAGGGAAAGCCAUGGCGGAGCUGUCCUGCAAGAUGGCUGGGACCACAGGGGGCUUAAAUUUGGCUUGAUGCAGCUUGACAAACAAAAGUACCCCCCGCUUGGUGCCUGGGACAGCAAAGAACACCUUUCACAGGCUGCUGGGAUUCUAACAGAUGGAAUUAAGGCAAUCCAGAAAAAAUUCCCCACGUGGAGUGUUGCUCAGCACCUCAAAGGUGGUCUCUCAGCUUUUAAGUCAGGAGUUGAAGCAAUUGCCACCCCAGCAGACAUAGACAAUGACUUCGUCAAUGAUAUCGUUGCCCGAGCUAAGUUCUAUAAAAGACAAAGCUUCUAGGCAAAGCUCUGCAGGUGGGCCAGGUUGGCAGAGUGCUCAGAUGGCCACAUUUGGGAGUUUUAUAUGAAUGUGUUGUACUCAACACUGGCAAAGAAAUGAUUAAAAUCAUAAAAGAAAA